Messenger RNA from Notothenia coriiceps (black rockcod), 2000 nucleotides. RefSeq names its product phospholipase A2 group III (gene pla2g3). NCBI's taxonomy places the organism in Eukaryota, Metazoa, Chordata, Actinopteri, Perciformes, Nototheniidae. The transcript has 7 exons. The record is from RefSeq and is a predicted model, not a curated record. Gene Ontology annotation, biological process: phospholipid metabolic process; arachidonate secretion. Gene Ontology annotation, molecular function: A2-type glycerophospholipase activity. Bases 74 to 1696 code for a protein of 540 amino acids.
GAGGAUUCAUUCGUUUUAGAUUGAAAGUUUAAGAGCCCCUCUCUUUCAGCCGCUUUUUUCGCGCUUUUUCACCAUGACGCACAUCUCUCCUUUUCUCACUCUCAUUUUAACUUUGUCCCUCCUGAGCUGCACGGCUGCAGAAGCGUCUAUCCUCUGCACCUGGACCAAAGUGUUGUCUAAUAAAGAGGUGCAUUACGUCUUUCUCCACGGUGAUGCCUCUCCAUCUCUGCGGCUCUACCACAGCGCCUGGUCCGAGCAGCGCGCACUGCUCAGCUGCACUUGGAGCGACGACGCAGCAGUGAUCCAAAACUAUUUCUCUCUAUGCCGUGAGCGCAGGGACGAGUUCUCAGAUCAUCCAGAUAAAAGUACCGAUUUGGACUCCAUGUUGAAUGCAGAGGGGCUGUGCGUCUCCUUGGCUUCUCCAGGAGAUGGAGGACAGGAGGUGCGAGCCGGAAAGAGGCUGGUGAGGAGCGUCAGUGGACACUCGGCAGAUGAGAAUCAUCAAGGUCAAGCUGAAAGGUCAGAGGUCAGGGCUCACCAGCGUGUAAAGCGUGGCUUUAUUGUGCCAGGGACUCUGUGGUGCGGCUCUGGCAACAAGGCGCCAUCAUAUGCAGAUUUGGGAGUGUUUUCAGAUACUGACAGCUGUUGUCGUGAACAUGACCAGUGCAAACUCACCAUCCUGUCCUUUCAAUCCCAGUUUGGGAUCUUCAACAGCAACAUCUUCACCAUGUCUCACUGUGACUGCGACAAAAAGUUUCACAGUUGUCUGAUUAAUGGGAACGACAGAAUAUCUGAUGUGGUGGGGUACACUUUCUUUAACCUGCUGAAGAUGCACUGCUUUGAGUUAUCACACAGACUCCAGUGUGCUCAGAGAAACUGGUUUGGAAUGUGCAAAGAGACUGCAAUGGCUCUCUAUGCUGAGGUGCAUCCACCCUCCGUGUACGAGUCUACCAAUACAACAGAGGUGAACAACACAGACUUCCCCAUGUACACCACCUCACCCACAGAGCUGCUGGGGAGCAGCAUUUCAGACUCCAUCGCUGCUGCUGUUUCCACAGUCCCUACGCCUUUAACAAGUUCCCCCUCCACCUCCAUCACACCCGUGACCAACGUUACCUCAUCCACAUCAGAGGGAACACCUGAGAGGAUCGAAGAUCUGAAGAACACUUUACUGACCAAACAACAAACUCCAUCUGAGCUGGACAUCACAGAGAAGCAGCUGUCCUGUGCCGUCUACAACGAUCUUGAUGAGUGCAGGAAUAAGAUCCAUCCGCAGCAGGAAAGAUACGGCCUCCACAACACAGAGGCCAGGACAAUGUACCACUGCAACUGUACCACCAGAUUAUUCCAGACUUUGGCUAAACAGAGACAACUGACCGAAGUGCAGGCUCUUCUGCUGGGACAUGUGUCUCAAUCCUGCUUCCUGCUACAGGACUGCACUGCAGGCAAACUCUGUGGAGCAGUUCUGGUGAAAGCAGAGCUUCCUGAGAGGAGUAGAGCAGAAAUGGAGGUGCAGCACCACCUACAGGCUGUCAGGCCGAAGGUGAGGAGGCCCAACGUGAGGAGAACGUGGAGGAAGGACAAAGCAGGCAGGCUUCACAAACUGUGUCUGAGGAUGGUCCGGCCCAAACUCAACAGGAACAAGACCCGAAAACUAGGUCAUCAGCCAGCUGUAAGAGGAAGAGAGCUUGCCUGAGAGUAAAAAGUAUGGAGAGUCAAAGUGUUCCGAAAUACUGAAAUACAUAAGAUGUUAUUUAAGGUCAUUUUCAUUUUAUUCCAGCACUUAAUUUAAUGUUAAGUCUUCUUUCUUCCAAGGUUCCUUUAUCCUUCGUUCCAGAUGACAGUUUUGGCCUGAAAGACCAGACAUUUUUUUUCCACUUAAUUUAAGUUAGUUUAUGAAUCAUUCAACAUCAUUCCAAGGGAUAAUAAUUAAAGGUGGGGUAGGUCCUUUUGGAGAAACCAGCUCGAGUGCGCUAGAAUUUGAAAAUACACAGCUGGAA